Molecule: messenger RNA, 1069 nt
Organism: Dama dama (fallow deer)
Lineage: Eukaryota; Metazoa; Chordata; Mammalia; Artiodactyla; Cervidae
Exons: 2
Coding region: 950-1069 (39 amino acids)
Source: RefSeq, a predicted model, not a curated record
GGUUUGCGCGCGAGGCACAGCCCGGGUUAGGACAUCGGGCGUCCGAAAGCCAAAUUCGACCUAGUGUUCGGCUCAGUGAACUUAUGCAAACUUGAACAGGCGUUAACUCAAACUUAGAGUUAAGACCCUCAGGCAAGCGGUCCUAAGGCAUCGAAUUGGUGCUCGGGGUGGUCGCUACACGGUUCUCGGCGACAGUGGCUAGAAUCCCAACCCAGGACCGCAAACAGUGGAAUUCCACUAUCGUAAGGCCGUCAUAAUUACUAAGCUUCUCAAAAACACGGUUCUGGAGGUUGAGAAAAAGAGGCGCUCAGGAGAAAAGCCCGAGAGAAAACUUAGCCCCCCAGCCCCCGCAACGCACGUCGCACUGCAAACCCCAUCAUGCAACGCAAGGAGGACGUUGGGGCUCUACGGCCCCGAUAGUCUGCGGCGACGGCUCCCGUGGCACAGUGGGAUUUGUAGUCAGCCACUCCACGUAGAGCGCCGGUACUCACACGCUGUCCUGGCCCCGCCUCUUAAAGCCCAAACACCUGAUUUCACUUCCGCAGAAGGCAUUCGGUUUUGGCUGGCGGUAUAUUACUUUCCCACACUUGACUUUGUUUUAAAUACUGACUUUGGCAUGCUAUGUGUAAACCUAGCCUUGGAGCUUCUUACCUUCUUUCAGCAAACAUUUAUGGUGUUUCUGAAAUUUCUACUAGGUGUGGGGUACUAGUCACCAGGUUUCCAAACCCUACUCGUGAUUCCACGAAUUCACAAGAGUUUAAAUCUCUUAUCCGUUAUUUUAUUCUGUUUAUUUAGAGCUUAGUAAUGCAGUACAUUUUUCUGCAGAAAAACAGAGGCAGAAAAAAAGAAAGGGAGGGGUGCAGAAUGGUGAGCUACAUUAUGGAAGCCUCAACUAUUAUCUUUUAAUAUUAGGAUCCAUCGUUCUGGCAGAAGACUCACCUUUGAAAAUAUGUCUUUGGGAGAUAGUCACGUUCUGUUGAAUACCGUGUGCUGGUGCUGUCAUAGAAAAAUCUGGUUACACUCUGGGGAGGUCGGCUGCGGCUGCAGGACUGACCCGCCUCGGCCCUGA